UACGCGAAUAAAUAGUAUAUAUUCUAUUAGAAUUAUUGUCGUUUUAUAUUUUAAAAUUAUGGUGAUCCAGUGAUAUUGAAAAUGAAGUUAGUUUUCCUUAUAUUUUUCUUUGCGCUGGAUGUUUGUUUUGCAAAUCCUGACGCGAAGAGGCUGUAUGAUGACUUGCUGAGUAAUUAUAAUAGACUAAUUCGGCCGGUGGACAAAAAUAAUAACACUGUACUCGUGAAACUUGGCUUACGAUUGUCACAACUGAUAGAUUUGAAUCUGAAGGAUCAAAUUCUCACAACAAACGUAUGGUUGGAACAUGAAUGGGAAGAUCACAAAUUCAAAUGGGACCCACUGGAAUACGGCGGUGUGAAGGAGCUUUAUGUGCCGUCCGAACACAUUUGGCUGCCGGAUAUCGUGCUGUAUAAUAACGCUGAUGGAGAGUACGUGGUGACAACAAUGACGAAGGCCGUACUUCAUCACACCGGCAAGGUCCUUUGGACACCACCCGCCAUUUUUAAAUCUUCCUGUGAGAUCGACGUUCGCUACUUCCCCUUCGAUCAGCAGACCUGCUUUUUGAAGUUUGGAUCAUGGAGUUACGAUGGCGAUCAAAUCGACUUGAAGCACAUAAACCAAAAGAAAGGUGAUAUGGUAGAAGUUGGUAUCGAUUUACGUGAGUAUUAUCCAUCUGUUGAAUGGGAUAUCCUUGGAGUACCAGCUGAGAGGCACGAACGAUACUAUCCUUGCUGCCAGGAACCAUAUCCAGAUAUUUUCUUCAACAUAACUCUCAGAAGGAAAACUUUAUUCUACACUGUAAACCUCAUCGUACCAUGCGUGGGCAUUUCAUAUCUAUCUGUCCUUGUCUUUUACCUACCAGCGGAUUCGGGAGAAAAGAUUGCAUUAAGUAUAUCCAUCCUUCUCUCUCAGACUAUGUUCUUCUUACUGAUAUCAGAGAUCAUACCUUCUACUUCCCUGGCUUUACCGCUCUUGGGAAAGUAUCUUCUAUUUACAAUGUUGCUGGUAGGUCUUUCAGUCGUGAUAACUAUAAUAAUAUUGAAUGUCCACUACCGAAAGCCGAGUACACAUGAAAUGGCGCCAUGGGUUAGAACAUUUUUCAUAACGAUGUUACCUAAAUUACUACUCAUGCGGGUACCGAAGGAUUUGCUAAGAGAUCUAGCGGCGCAGAAGAUUAUUGGGCGUAGUAAGAAGAAGAACAAAUUCAAGGAUGCGCUUGCGGCAGUUGAAAGGACACAUUCGAAUUCUUCCAGCCCUGAUUCUUUACGUCAUCAUUUGCCAGGAGGCUGUAAUGGUCUUCAUUCUACAACUGCUACUAAUAGAUUCAGUGGUCUGGUUGGAGCUCUUGGGAGCCUCGGUGCUGGCUACAACGGUCUUCCGUCGGUUAUGUCUGGUCUAGAUGAUUCACUGAGUGACAUCACGCCACGGAAGAAGUACCCAUUUGAAUUGGAGAAGGCAAUCCACAACGUUAUGUUUAUACAACAUCACAUGCAACGACAGGACGAAUUUAACGCGGAAGAUCAAGACUGGGGAUUUGUGGCGAUGGUACUCGACCGGCUGUUUCUCUGGAUUUUCACCAUAGCGUCAAUUGUUGGCACCUUCGCUAUUCUCUGUGAGGCUCCAUCACUUUACGACGACACCAAACCGAUUGACAUGGUGUUGUCAUCCGUCGCACAACAGCAAUUUCUACCAGUUGAGAGUGGUGAUUCUUAAAAACGGAAGUAUUAAGCACGUAAAAGUACUAAGGUCAAUGUUACUAAGAUCGUAUACAUGAUGGGAGGUAAUUUCAAUUCAAUUAAUGAUUUGAUGAUCAACCAUUUUUUUAUUCAAUGUUUCCGCAAAUUACAAAAUGAUGCCUCCUAAUUUUAAGUAAGGUCAAACACGUUUUAAUUUGAAACAUGUAUCAUUGUUUAUAAUUUAAUCCCAUCUACUUAUGUAAUAUAUCGUAAUAAUGUAUUCAUCUUAGCCAAAGAGGCUGUGAGUUUUAUAACAUAAAACUAAGACUUCAAUUUAGAUUAGAUUUCAUAGUUUAGCUGGAAUCAACAGUGAGAUGAUGACCUGUUGAAAUUCUUAAUUAAAUAUUUAAUCAAUCGCGUAAAUUUAUAAUGUCGAUUGUAAUUAAUUAGAAUACGAAACGUGAUUGUUGUAUUAAUCCACACAAAGAUUUUGGUACCAUUAAUAAAACUAAGGCGUAAUUAAUCACAGUAAUAGGAACUACAAAUGAAUCUUUACCUAAGUGGAUUACUACAAUAGGGUGACAAUAGAUCUAUAACAAAUAGUGAAAACGAUUGAGGGGGAGUUCCAUUAUAUAUUGUGCAGUUUACAGUUGCAAGAUACAACUAAUUAUAACGAUAAAACAUUGUCUUUGCGUGUUGAAAAGAAUGUAAUAAUUAUUUUCUUACAUUUGAUUUAUGUGUAUGUUUAGUUAAUAAGCAAUCUUUUGCAUGUAUUUCUCCUUGAACAACUGUAAAAAUUCCAACCUAUACAUCGUAAUGCAUAUGCUUUUACAAAAUAUUUAAAUUUUAUCUAUUACUUGUUUCAUUUUAAACGGAAAAUCUAUGAAAAGUUUUAGUUAUGCAUUCGAAGGUUGCUCGUUGUUGAAAACCAUUCUUGUUUGGAGAAAUUGGGUAACUGAUAAGUACGCUAUAGAUCUUAAAAGUUAAAAUGUAAAUUUGUUGUGUCGAGAGAGACGCGAGAAUCGCUUAUAAGAAAUUAAUGGACAUUUAUAACGUCUGAAAUCCUAAUUUAAAAAUAAAAUUUAAUGGAUAUCAACGUGAAAUUUUUACAUAACUUACGUAGAUUUUGAUUGCUUUCGCCAAUCGUGGUCUGUGGCAAAAUGUGUUUAAAUCUGUUGUUGUAAUUUACAUGUGUUGUGCUUAUAUUAGUUCGCUUAAAACAAAGACAAUAUUCUAAACUCCUUUUUUCCCCUUUAACCUACUUCACAAAAAAUUAGAAGUUUUACAGUUUGAUGCAUAAGACGUCUGAAGUGAUGCCAAAAUAAUUAUAAUUUAGAUAUUUGGCUGUGUUAGAAUAAGAUUUUCACUUAUAUUCAAAUCAAUCUAUUUAAGGCAUGUAUUGUUUAGGUGAUACUUUUUUGUAACCUACCAUUUACUUAUAAUAGAAUAUAGCUUUUCAUUAAAUGAA
Molecule: messenger RNA, 3144 nt
Organism: Pieris rapae (cabbage white)
Lineage: Eukaryota; Metazoa; Arthropoda; Insecta; Lepidoptera; Pieridae
Gene: nAChRalpha2
Product: acetylcholine receptor subunit alpha-like 2
Exons: 8
Coding region: 82-1713 (543 amino acids)
Biological process (GO): chemical synaptic transmission; nervous system process; monoatomic ion transmembrane transport
Cellular component (GO): synapse; postsynaptic membrane; neuron projection
Molecular function (GO): acetylcholine-gated monoatomic cation-selective channel activity; transmembrane signaling receptor activity
Source: RefSeq, a predicted model, not a curated record